Molecule: messenger RNA, 1231 nt
Organism: Gossypium raimondii (Peruvian cotton)
Lineage: Eukaryota; Viridiplantae; Streptophyta; Magnoliopsida; Malvales; Malvaceae
Product: peroxidase P7
Exons: 4
Coding region: 30-1001 (323 amino acids)
Biological process (GO): hydrogen peroxide catabolic process; response to oxidative stress
Molecular function (GO): peroxidase activity; heme binding
Source: RefSeq, a predicted model, not a curated record
CCCACAUUUAUACUUGAAAUUAAUCCUACAUGGCUUCUUCUUUUUCCAGGUUUUCCCAGACUUUGCUUCUCCUUGUGGUUUUCUGGGGAAUCACCAGCAGCAGCAAUGCUCAACUUUCAACCGAUUAUUACUCAGAAUCAUGUCCCAACUUGUUUUCAACUGUCAAAUUCACUGUUCAUUCUGCUAUAAUGAAUGAGGCCCGCAUGGGUGCUUCACUGCUUCGACUCUUCUUCCAUGACUGCUUUGUUAAUGGAUGUGAUGGAUCAUUGCUACUGGACGAUACGUCGUCGUUCACGGGAGAGAAAAAUGCAGUCCCAAAUCGAAACUCAGCUCGGGGAUUCGAUGUGAUUGACGACAUCAAGUCUGCAGUAGAGAAUGUUUGUCCCGGUGUUGUUUCUUGUGCAGAUAUAUUGGCCAUUGCUGCUAGGGACUCUGUUAAAAUUUUGGGAGGACCCAAUUGGGACGUGAAGCUUGGAAGAAGAGAUGCCAGGAGUGCAAGCCAGGCUGCUGCAAAUAAUGGCAUUCCUGCGCCAACUUCCAACUUGAACCGACUCAUUUCCAGGUUCAAUGCUCUUGGUCUUUCCACCGGGGACUUGGUUGCUUUAUCGGGAGCACACACAAUUGGACAAGCAAGGUGCACAUCUUUCAGGGCUCGCAUAUACAACGAGAGCAACAUCGAUCUUUCCUUUGCUAAAACCAUGCAAAGCAACUGCCCAAGAUCGAGUGGGUCAGGGGACAACAAUUUGUCACCGCUUGACAUCCAGACUCCAACAUAUUUUGACAACAAGUACUUCAACAACCUCAUCGGCAAGAGGGGGCUGCUCCACUCGGAUCAAGAGUUGUUCAAUGGGGGAUCCACCGACUCCAUUGUAAGGGCUUACAGUAAAAACCCGAGCUCCUUCAGCUCUGAUUUUGUUACAGCCAUGAUUAAGAUGGGAGACAUUAGUCCACUCACUGGAUCAAAGGGAGAGAUCAGGAAGAACUGCAGAAGGGUUAAUUAAUUCAUGGGUUAUUAUUAUUAGAAUAAAGGCAUGGAAAUUUCGAUUCCUCAAGUCGAUUGGUCGUGUUUAAGAUUAUUAUGCUUUAGUGUUGUGUGGGGUUUUUUUCUUUAAUUUUAUCUUUUUUGUAUUUGUGCAAUGGCUUAGGCCCAGUUUCUGAGAGACUUUUGUGAGAAUUAGCUUUGAUCAGAAUUAUGAUUAUUUCAGCAUUAACAAUGUUUUAUGUUCCUUUC